Molecule: messenger RNA, 7855 nt
Organism: Hyaloscypha bicolor E
Lineage: Eukaryota; Fungi; Ascomycota; Leotiomycetes; Helotiales; Hyaloscyphaceae
Product: polyketide synthase
Exons: 7
Coding region: 28-7614 (2528 amino acids)
Biological process (GO): secondary metabolite biosynthetic process; fatty acid biosynthetic process
Molecular function (GO): oxidoreductase activity; phosphopantetheine binding; 3-oxoacyl-[acyl-carrier-protein] synthase activity
Source: RefSeq, a predicted model, not a curated record
ACCCCUACCCCUAUCGCCAUCGUUGGCAUGGGAUGCAGGUUCUCUGGCGAUGCAACAAGCCCGCAAAAGCUAUGGAAAUUGCUCGAACAAGGACGGAGCACCUGGUCCAAGAUACCUUCCUCAAGAUUUCAUGUGAGCGGAGUAUACCACCCUGAUGGACAGAAGGUUGGUUCGAGUCAUGUAAGGGGCGGGCAUUUUCUUGACGAAGAUCCUGCUCUGUUUGAUGCUUCGUUCUUUAACAUGACCAGUGAGGUCGCUAAGGAUAUGGAUCCACAACAUCGUCUGAUGCUCGAGAUUGUCUAUGAGGCGCUUGAAAGCGCCGGCGUUCCUCUCGAAAGUGUUGCAGGAACUAAUACUGCUGUAUUUGGCGGUGUUAUGUACCAAGACUAUCACGAUUCGCUCAACCGUGACCCGAAAGCUCUGCCCCGCUAUUUCAUCACAGGCAAUGCGGGCGCGAUGGUGGCAAACCGCAUAUCGCACUUUUUCGACCUGCGUGGUCCCAGCGUUACUAUCGACACUGCCUGUUCAACGACAUUGACUGCUGUUCACCUGGCGUGCCAGAGUUUGCGUGCGGGAGAAUCAGAUAUGGCCAUUGUGGUGGGCGCAAACCUGAUGCUGAACUCCGAUGUCUUCGUGACCAUGUCCAAUCUUGGUUUUCUGUCACCUGAUGGUAUCUCGUAUACAUUCGAUUCUCGUGCCAACGGUUACGGUCGUGGGGAAGGAAUAGCCGCAAUAGUAUUGAAAGCCCUCCCAAAGGCCUUAGCCGAUCACGAUCCUCUCAGAGUCAUCAUCCGAGAGACAGCGCUUAAUCAAGACGGAAAAACACCUGCCAUAACUGCGCCCAGCGACGUGGCACAAGAGAAGCUCAUCCGAGAUUGUUACAACAAAGCCGGCAUCGACAUAUCGCAAACGUCAUACAUUGAGGCCCAUGGAACUGGAACUCCCACAGGGGAUCCCUUGGAGGUUUCAGCAAUAUCGAGGGCUUUCCAGGGCCAGCCCCUGCAUGUUGGCUCUAUCAAAGCAAAUAUUGGACAUGUAGAAGCUGCUAGUGGUCUUGCCGGUAUCAUCAAAGUAGCUUUAUCUCUGGAGAAGGGAAUAAUGCCGCCCAAUCCCCGGUUUUUGCGGCCCAACAAGAAACUGAUGCUUGAGAAGAAAAACAUCAAGCUUCCCUCAAUAGUCCAAAAUUGGCCUUUGAAGGGUGGUAUCCGUCGCGCAUCUGUCAACAACUUCGGUUUCGGCGGCUCCAACGCCCAUGUUAUUCUCGAGGGACAUAACCCGGACUCCCGGAAUCAAACCAACGGAUUUGGAGUUGCUGAUGCAGCCCCCGACCCAGCUCGCGUUUACGUUCUUAGUGCAAAAGAUGAGCUGGCUUGUCAGCGCAUGAUAUCGAAUCUGCAUGACUACAUCGAAGGCGCCGAUUCGACUGAGGAGAGAUCCUUACUCGCUAGCCUCGCAUAUACUCUCGGCUCUCGUCGCUCGGUUCUGCCCUGGACAGCUGUCUUUGCAGCUGACAACCUCAAUAGCCUUUUGUCCGCUCUAGAAGACGACCAACUUCGCCCCAGAAGAUCUGGCAAAGAGGCCCGCGUUGGCUGGGUGUUCACUGGCCAGGGGGCGCAAUGGCAUGCUAUGGGCCGGGAGCUGUUCGAUGCUUACCCGGUCUUCAAAAAUGCAAUCCUUGAAUGCGAUUGCUACAUUAAGGAAAUGGGUGCAAAGUGGACAAUUAUGGAUGAGCUCCAUCGCGACGAGGCGGCGACCCGGGUGAAUGAUGCCGAGUUCAGCCUACCUCUGUCAACCACCAUCCAGAUUGCAGUUGUACGUCUGCUCUGGUCAUGGGGAAUUCGGCCGACAGCGAUCACUAGUCAUUCGAGCGGAGAAGCAGCGGCAGCUUUCGCAGCUGGCGUCUUGUCGGCUCGAUCUGCGAUCAGGGUGACUUACAUCCGGGGCGUAUUAACAACCAAGGCCAAGUCAGCAUCCGGCCCCAAGGGUGGAAUGAUUGCCGUAGGGCUAGGACGCAGUGAGGUUAAUAACUAUAUCUCACGUGUCGUUGGCGACAAUAAAGCCAGGUGUUUGGUGGUGGGAUGCGUCAACAGCCCGUCUAGCGUGACUGUCUCGGGCGACCUGCCUGCCCUUGUAGAACUCGAGCAGCUGUUACAUGCCGACAGCGUCUUUUCGAGAAAGCUCAAAGUCACCGAAGCCUUCCAUUCCAGUCACAUGAAGCCGAUGGCCGAUGAAUUUGCAACGUCGCUGGUUGGUUUGCUUGAGUCAAAUACCAGCGACAAGAUGGCAUCUAGCUCAGUGAUUUAUUCAUCACCCAAGACCGGAGGACGUAUGGACAGUCUGGAACCUUUGUUGAGCCCCAGCCACUGGACGGAUAGUAUGCUCCAUGCUGUGGAGUUCGAGUCUUCCUUGCGCGAGACGUGCUGGGACCCAGAGGAGAAAGCGCAAUGUGUCGACGUGAUUGUUGAAAUAGGACCUCAUGGAGCACUGAGUGGUCCUAUCAAGCAAAUAUUGCAGCUGCCGGAGCUUGCAGGAGCGGAUAUCUCCUAUCUCAGUUGCCUUUCUCGGGGAAAAAGCGCCGUGGACACCAUGCGUCACGUUGCCGUUGCGCUGACAGGGCAUGGUAAUCGCCUCGACAUGGACGCCAUUAAUUUCCCCCAUGGUCGAAAUGACGCCGAAGUCAAGGUGCUUCACGAUCUGCCAGCAUACCCUUGGAGUCAUCAACUUCGAUACUGGAGGGAGCCGCGCAACAACCGAGCUCUCAGGCAGAACGAGCAUCCGCCUCAUCAUCUCAUAGGGUCGCGAGACCCUCUGUCGCCUCUAUUCGCACCAACCUGGACACACAGACUCCGAAUGUCUGACAUUCCGUGGGUGCGGGAUCACGUCGUCGGUUCUGACAUCGUUUUCCCAGGCGCUGGGUUCAUCACCAUGGCCAUCGAUGGUAUGUCUCAAGCUCAUCAACCGAAUCCUGAAGACAAUAUAUUUUUCAGCCUGCGGGAUAUUGAGCUCACACAGGCUCUUCUACUGCCUGCCGAUGCAGAAUCAGAGGCCGACUUGCGCCUGACCAUCCGUUCUUGCGAUGAAAAGUCCCUAGGCGUCAAGGGGUGGCACGACUUUUCUAUUCACUCGAUCUCAGGAGAUAAGGAUACCUGGAUCGAGCAUUGUACUGGGCUGAUCCGGCUUGAGAAGCACAACCAAACGAGUUGGGACGGUUCGAAUUUGCCAGCCCUGAACAUGAUGGACCCAGCGACGUAUAGCCGCAAGACAGAUCCGAAGAACCUUUGGGAGUCUUUGCACGAGACAGGAAUAUGUCAUGGCUCCCUCUUCCAGAACAUCACGCGGAUUCAGAGCAACGGACGGUGCUCUCUCUGCACUUUCGAAGUCGCUGACACAGCCUCUACCAUGCCAUACUCUUACGAAAGUCAGCAUACAGUGCACCCGACUACGCUGGACUCGGUUAUUCAGGCGGCAUACGCUCCACUUGUCUCAACUGGCACAAGGUUAAAAGCUGCACUAGUACCAAGACGACUGAAGAAGUUGAAAUUAUCUUCUAGCCUCGGCGACUUCGGGGCCGGGUCUGUGCUGAGGGUGCAAGCCUGCAUGAAGAACCAGAAUUCUCAAUCAUUUUCUGCAGACUUGGUCGUAUUCGAUGGCUUGGCCGGCGACGACGGCCCUUCUACUCCAGACGUACUGAUCGAGAUUGAAGGCCUUGCCUUCCAGUCCCUCGGAGCCAGUCUCUCGGACCGGACACUGGAAUCAGAUGACAAUGGGAAUACUUGUAGCUUUUGGUCAUGGGCGCCGGACAUCACGUUAAUGGAUUUCGGCCGACUGGCGAAUCAGUUGAGCACUGAUGCCGAGCCAAGGGAAAAGGAUCUCAUGAUGGACCUCCGACGGUGCACGAUUCACUUCAUGAAGGAAGCUAUGGAACAGCUGACUAUCUAUGAUAUCGAGCAACUAGAUGGCCACUGGAAGAAAUUCUAUAACUGGAUGAAAGUACAUCUUGCGCUUGCGAGCCAGAAUCGGUUGGGCCCAGACAGCUCCAACUGGCUGCUCGAUGAUGCCGAGCAGAAAGCCAGCAUAAGAACCAAGAUCGUGAAAGGCAGCGUCAACGGCGAAAUGAUCUCUCGUUUGGGACCUGGGCUACUUUCAAUGCUACGCGGCCAGGUAGAGCCACUCGAACUGAUGAUGGAGGGGCGACUUUUGUCUAGAUACUACGCCGACGCGCUUAAGUGGAAACGAUCCAACACACAGGCGAGCGAGCUCAUCAAGCUACUCGCACACAAAAACCCCCGGUCCCGCGUUCUGGAGGUGGGGGGAGGAACAGGAGGCUGCACAGAGCUCAUCUUGAGUGCGCUGGGAGACGCGAAGCCCGUGGAUCGUUAUGACUUCACCGAUGUUUCUGCCGGGUUUUUCGAACCUGCGCGUGAGCGAUUUGCAGACUGGCAAGACGUGAUGACAUACCGCACUCUGGAUAUCGAGAAAGACCCAGCGGGCCAAGGUUUCGAAUGCGGCACCUACGACAUCGUCGUGGCUUGCCAGGUCCUGCACGCAACCGCCAACAUAAAGCGAACAUUAAGCCACGUCCGGAAACUGCUCAACCCAGGAGGCAAGCUCGUUCUGGUUGAGACCACCAAUGAUCAAUUGGACUUGUCCUUCACUUUCGGGCUGUUGCCAGGUUGGUGGCUCAGUGAAGAAGAGGAGCGCCAGUUGACGCCUUCGCUCACUCUUGACUUAUGGCGCACCAUGCUGAGUACAACCGGCUUCAAUGGUGUGGAGCUCGAAGUCCGUGACUGCAAUGACACGGACUUCUACAUGGUCAGCACAAUCAUAUCCACAGCCACAGCCGAGACCGUGCCAGCUGUUGCGGACUUGUCCUCAGACGUCGUUCUGGUGCACGGCGACUGCCCCCCACCUUUGGAGUGGCUGAAAGAUCUGCAAGCAUCCAUUGCAGGCAGCAUUACUGGUUCCACGCCAGCGGUAAUGUCGCUUGAUGAAGCAGAUGUCGUUGGAAAAACGUGUAUAUUCCUGGGUGAAGUCCAGCACUCCCUGCUUGCGACUAUUGGAAGCGGCGUCUUUGCACGUAUUAAGUCAAUAUUGAUCGACUCCAGUGUCGUUCUCUGGGUGGCUAGAGGAGCAAACAUGACUUCUGAGGAUCCUAGGAAGGCUCUGCAUGUCGGCUUGCUACGCACCCUUCGGAAUGAGAGCAAUGGAAAACCGUGCGUUUCGCUGGAUGUCGAUCCUUUGCGCGACCCGUGGACCCCCAAAACGAUUGAUGCCAUCUGCCAGGUCUUCCACGCUUCUCUUGGCGCAGCGACUCAACACAACGAGUUCGAAUAUGCAGAAAGAGACGGCAUUAUCUAUGUCCCCCGUGCCUUCAAUAAUGCUGAUUGGAACGACGUCGAAACAGCUGAGGUCGUGCUAGAGCCUUUCCAACAAAGUCAAGGUUGCCUGCUCAAAAUGGAUAUCGAGACAACAGGACUUUUGGACUCGCUCUACUUUCGAGAAGAGGACGUCCAAGAUCUUCCAACUGACUGGGUGGAAAUCGAACCGAUAACUUUCGGUUUGAACUUCACUGAUAUAAUGGUUGCUAUGGGCCAAAUCAAACAGGACACCGAACCCUCCAUGGGAUUUGAGUGCGCUGGGGUGAUUACAAAGUUGGGUGGAGGAAGAGCCGCUGAACGAGGUCUCAAAGUUGGAGACCGCGUGUGCGCACUCCAAAAAGGCCAUUGGGCAACGAGAGUGCGUACGCCGUGCACUAAUGUCGUCCCCAUUCCCAGCUGCAUGAGCUUUCAGGACGCGUCUUCAAUCCCUCAAGCAUUUGCUACCGCUUACAUCUCCCUUUAUACAACGGCAAACCUACGAAAGGGAGAAAAGAUUCUGAUCCAUAGCGGUACUGGCGGCGUCGGCCAAGCUGCGAUCAUGUUGUCUCAACUGGCGGGCGCUGAGGUUUUUGUCACAGCAGGAACCCAAGCCAAGCGCGACUUUGUUUGCGAAAAGUUCGGCAUCAGCCCAGGCCAUGUCUACUCAAGCCGAGACAGUUCUUUUGUGGGCGGGAUCAGGGACUGUACAGGCGGCACGGGCGUGGAUGUGGUCCUGAACUCCUUGGCAGGCCACCUUCUGCAGGCGACCUUUGACUGCAUGGCGGAAUUUGGCAGAUUUGUUGAGAUCGGCCAGAAAGAUCUAGAGCAAAACAGUCGCUUGAGCAUGCGUACAUUCAUGAGAAACGUGUCCUUUCAGUCGGUUGACCUCCUCGCCUGGGAGAGAGCCAGAGGAGACGAGGUUCAUGAAGCAUUGAAGCAUGUCAUGAAGCUUCUCGAGGAAAGGAAACUCCGUCUGAUUUACCCGAUAUCAGUAUAUCCCAUAUCCGACAUCGAAAAGGUAUUCCGAACCAUGCAGGGCGGUCAACACGUGGGCAAACUCGUUGUAUCUGCUUCAGAGAAAGAUAUGGUCCCGGUACGCAAGGGGAAAUCGUCACUGAAGUUGAGAUCGGACGCUUCGUAUCUCGUGGUGGGAGGACUCGGAGGAAUCGGACGAAGGAUCUGCGAGUGGCUCGUUGACCAUGGUGCAAGACACUUGAUCAUCCUGUCCAGAAGUGCGAAGCACAGCCCAUUCGUGGACGGUCUGGAACAGUGUGGUUGCGUUGUCCUGCAUCACUCAUGUGAUGUAGCGGAUGAAAGCCAGCUUCUGGUGAUGCUCCAGCGGCAUGAACAAGAGAAGAUGCCGCAGAUCCGAGGUGUUGUACAGUGCGCCAUGGUGCUUAAGGACGCGCUUCUCUCGCAAAUGACGGCGGACGACUUCAACGCGGUACUGCGUCCGAAGGUGCAAGGCAGUUGGAAUCUCCACAAGAUUGCCCAGGAUGUCGACUUCUUCAUCAUGCUGUCCUCGCUCGUUGGUGUUAUGGGAGGUGCGGGCCAGGCCAACUAUGCGGCUGCUAGCGUUUUUCAAGAUGCACUUGCGCAGCAUCGAAGAGCCCAGGGCAAGGCAGCCACUACCAUUGAUCUUGGUAUGGUCAAGUCUAUGGGAUACGUUUCCGAAGCGGGCCACGGCAUCUCUGAGCGUCUCACGAGGAUAGGAUACAAAGCCCUGCACGAAGAGGAUGUUAUGCUUUUGAUUGAAAAGGCAAUUUUCUCUCCUCCCUUGCCAUCGCCUUCCUCGAAUUCGUUGCAGGCAGCUAUUGUCACAGGUAUAAAUGCAUCUCCGGGUGCUCACUGGGCUGAAGCUCGCUGGAUUCAGGAGGCUCGCUUUGCGGGACUCAAGUAUCGCGAAGUCCUGAAGGUAGGCCAAAUCACAGGGUCCUCGACUCAACAAGGCCCUGAUGAUGUGAGGGGAGAACUUAGCCGUGCAGCCUCCUAUGACGAAGCAGUUGGCAUUGUCUUGAGAGAAAUGACUCGCAAGCUGAUGAGGAUGUUUGGGCUGGCAGAGGACGACAUGUCGGGGUCCAAGAGUCUCACCUCCAUUGGUGUGGACUCGCUCGUCGCGAUCGAGCUGCGCACUUGGAUCACGUCACAACUCAACGUAGAUGUUUCCAUUUUCGAGCUGAUGGAGGGGAAAACGAUUGCUGGCCUCGCUGAGAUGGUGGUAAGAAAACUCGGCCACGUCACGUUGCAUCGGCCUUAGCGAUGCGGAAAGACGGUAAAAAGACUAGUCAUAGGAGCUCUCAAAGGCGCGAGCCGCGAGGUAUGGAAAAUUGUUUGAAGGAAGGUUGCAGGGGACGUGAGGUUAGCCUUUUAUCCCCUUGUUCUAGUCAGACAGGUCUAGCACUAGUAGGGGGGUCUCGCAGCCUCUAUUCUCAUUGGACUAUACUCUGAUCACGAAAUCUUAAUUACUACUUGCCUAAUUAUAUUUCCUCGGUUAAGCC